Molecule: messenger RNA, 1962 nt
Organism: Polychytrium aggregatum
Lineage: Eukaryota; Fungi; Chytridiomycota; Chytridiomycetes; Polychytriales
Product: NOL1/NOP2/sun family-domain-containing protein
Exons: 6
Biological process (GO): maturation of LSU-rRNA; rRNA base methylation
Cellular component (GO): nucleolus
Molecular function (GO): RNA binding; rRNA (cytosine-C5-)-methyltransferase activity
Source: RefSeq, a predicted model, not a curated record
AACGAUGAGUUUGACGACGAUGAAGAUGAGGAUGGAGAUGAGGAUGAGGAUGACGAAGAGGACGAUCAAGCCAUUGCCAGCGGCUCCAAAAAGAUCCAGAUGGACUUUGGCGACGAGGACGACGAAGAAGACGAGGACGACGAGCUGCCUGUCGAGCGAGAGGCGCGCGAGCUGGAUCGCCAGGCGCAAGAAGAUGCCGAGCUUGCCGAGGCUGAGCUGCAAACCAACAUUGAGCAGCGGGAGAAGUUUGUGCUGCCCUCGGGCCAGGAGAUCGAGAAGGAGGGCGAGUCGACAGACGAUCUGGGAGUCAUUCAGACAAGAAUCCAGGAGAUCCUGCGAGUCCUCAACAACUUCAAGGAUUUGCGUGAGCCCGGGAGAUCGAGAUCCGAGUACGUUAGUCAGCUUCUGAAGGAUCUCGCUCAGUACUACGGCUACAACGACUAUCUGAUGCAGAAGCUGUUCGAGCUGUUCCCAGUGUCCGAGGCGAUCGAAUUCUUCGAGGCCAACGAAGUCGCCCGUCCAAUAGUCAUCCGCACAAACACUCUCAAGACCCGCCGCCGCGACCUGGCUCAAGCGCUGAUCAACCGCGGCGUCAACCUCGAGCCCAUCGGCAAAUGGAGCAAGGUCGGCAUCCAGAUCUUUGACUCGGCCGUUCCAAUCGGAGCGACCCCCGAGUAUCUGGCUGGGCACUACAUGCUCCAGUCUGCCAGCUCGUUCUUGCCUGUGAUGGCGCUCGCGCCUCAGGAGAACGAACGUGUGUUGGACAUGGCUGCCGCUCCGGGAGGCAAGACCACAUACAUCGCCGCUCUGCAAAAGAACACAGGAUGCAUCUUUGCCAACGAUGCCAACAAGGCUCGCUGCAAGUCGCUGGUGGCCAACAUCCACCGUCUGGGUGUGCGAAACGCCGUGGUUUGCAACUAUGAUGGCCGAGAGUUCCCCGGUGUGAUCGGCGGGUUUGACCGCAUCCUCCUCGAUGCCCCGUGCUCGGGCACAGGUGUCAUCAGCAAGGAUCAGAGCGUCAAGGUCAACAAGUCCGAGGAGGACUUCCGGAUCAUCACGCACCUUCAAAAGGAACUCAUUCUGGCAGCGAUCGACUCUGUCGAUGCCAACUCCAAGACCGGCGGCUACAUCGUGUACUCUACCUGCUCGGUAACGGUGGAGGAGAACGAGGCGGUCGUCGACUAUGCUCUGCGCAAGCGCCCCGGAGUCAAGCUGGUGGACACGGGCCUGGAAUUCGGCAAGGAGGGCUUCACAAGCUUCCGUGGCAAGUCCUUCCUCCCCACCCUCAACCUGACUCGCCGGUACUACCCCCACACCCAUAACAUGGACGGCUUCUACGUCGCCAAGUUCAAAAAGGUGUCGAACCACAUUCCGAAACCCAAGGACAAACAGAGCACCGCUGAUGGAGACGAGGACCAGGGCGAGAACAGCGACAGCGAUGAUGCCGAGGACGACGACGUUGACGGCGAUGAUGUCGAUGGCGACGAUGACGAGCAGGACGACAACGAGGAGGAGGCCCAAAGCGACAAGACAAAGGCGACCAAAACUGCCAAGACAACCAAGGCCACUAAGGCUGCUGCUGAAUCCAUCACCUUUGACGAUGCGGAGGAUGCAGCCUUUAUGAAGAGUAAGCAGAUGCUUUGUGCUUGGUUCUCGUGUUGCAUCCGUGAGCCUGGUCAGCUUCGGAUAUCGGCUGGUGGUGUCGAGCGAUGCAUCUGGUUACGCCAGCACUCACACGACCGCACACCCACCAUGCUCACUAUGACAGGCGCCGAAGAGAAGCGGCUAAAGAAGAAGGGCAUCAACGUCAAGGCCCUCAACAAGAAGCCGAUCAAGCCCUUCCUCAGCGGCGCAGAAAAGUCUGAUGCCGAUGCUGGAUCCAGCGUGUCUGCGUCACUCAAGGCCAUCGGCAAGACCCCAGCGGACGGCAAAAAGACAGCCGGCAUCAAAAGAAAGAAGUAA